This is a messenger RNA of Symbiodinium pilosum, 1641 nucleotides long. The record is from the annotation of a GenBank genome assembly. Lineage: Eukaryota; Dinophyceae; Suessiales; Symbiodiniaceae.
AUGCCAGCAAGACUGAUCAAUGGAACUGCAAUCGAUAGAUCCCUCCGCCAGUCUGGGGAAGCUGCUCGCACAGCAACUUUGGCAGUUACCAAACUCCAUCAAGUGGCCAAGCGCUCCAAUGCGGAGAAGGUCAGUCUUUCUGAACUUGAUGAGCUGAGCCCCGAAACGCUGGCCGCUCUGACUCCUCGCCAGCUGUCGUUGGUUGCUUGGUCAGUAGGAAGACUGAAGCUGGGGUUUACGACGGCAAAGCAGGACUUGCCGGUGCUUCUGGCACGUAAAGCCCCUUUCAUGGAUGCGCAGGGCCUUUCCAUGACACUCUGGUCUUUCGCAUCGCUUUCCACUCCGGGCAUCCAUGUAGAAGUUCUUGCGGGCCAUGCUGCAUCGGCGAUGUGGCAGAUGUCGGCCCAGAGCAUAUCCAACACUCUCUGGGCCUGUGCGACGCUGCGUCAGGACCACAGUCCCCUCCUAUUGGCAGCCCAAGCAUCCUCCGUCCUCUCCACCAUUUCUCAUGCGACUGGGACCCAGGUAGCUGCGAAUGUCAUCUGGGCCACAGCGCUGCUGUCCGGUGGUUCGUCGCCUUUGCAAGAAGCGGCUGCAAGAGUGGCCACGUCACGUGCCCAAGAGCUCAAAGCGCAAGAAGCAGCAGCAAUCCUGUGGGCCCUGGCUGUGAGACCUCAGAUUUCUUCAAGCUCCAGUUCUGCAGCAGACCAGGCCUUGUUCAUCGUGUCGGAGCAUGCAGUGCGUGGCCUGAUGCCAAAACCGCUAGCUGCAGCUGCUUGGGCCUUUGCCACCCUUGCGCAGGCAGGGCCGUUCUGGUCCACGAUGGCAGUGGCAACAGAGAGGGCCUUGUGCACCAAGAGCUUUCCGCCCCAAGAGCUCGCCCGCACUUGCUGGGCUUUUGCAACGGUCCUCUACUCGCAGCAGGCUGCGCCCAGGCUGUGGGCGGCGCUGGGCAGUGCCGCCAUUCGCCAGCCAGAGUUUUCUCCGCAGGAGCUUGCAGCCGUGUCAUGGUCCAUGGCAGCUGCUCGGUUUGUUUGUUCCGCAUGGGCAGCGAAAGUCCCUCGUGUCUGCACGGGAAUGAAUCUGCGAGCCAUGGCCUCAGUUGCUUGGUCAUGGACAACCCUUUCUUUUGACAGCUGCUACCUCGAAGAGACCAUCAUGCCUGCUGCAUACACACAGAUCACAAAGUGCCUACGCCAACUUCAGAGUUCUGGUUUGGAUGGACAGCCCAAGUCAGAGAUGCACCGAGAGCUCCUAGACCCCGCGCUCCAGCUUGUGUGGGCAUUCUCUUUUGCAAGGGUACGAGCGGAGCCCCUGCUAGGGCUGGCGUCUCGGCUGGUUUCAGAAGUUGGGCGGAGGUGGGACUCUGAGCUGCCCAGCACAUCCCAAGAGAACAGGGCAGUUGAUGGCUCCCCAGCUGCAGCUGUGCCUAUGGAAGAUGGGCCUCAGAUUCUGCUCCAUGCUUAUGACAUUGUCUUCAUGCGAAAGCCACCUGGCUGGGAAGUUGACGGAGGCAAGGACGCCGUGUCACGUUUGGGAUCAUCUCCUCCGAAGCUGUCGACCUUUCUGCGGGGGCUCUGCCCGCGUUCCCCGGUGCUGAGGGACCCGGCUUCUGGGUUGCUGCUAAGGAAUCUAACUUAA